AUCUAGGUCAAACGAGGAGAGAGACGCUGCUCCCCCAACGCCCAGAGGAUCCCAAAUCUGAAAGAAGAAGCAACACCCACGGAUCUGGGGCCCACAUCCGCACAGCUUUCUGUUUUUCGCCCGAAAUGACCAGGAGGCGUGUUGACACCGCAGAGGGGACGCAGAUUCCAGCCAGAGCUGUGACUGUGCCCGCUGAGUGGAUUGCCUUGUCAGGGAGUGAGUGCCCCAUCAUCGGGAGAAUCCAAGCAGGACUGCCAUGGAGGAAGGUCAAUAUUCAGAGAUCGAGGAGCUUUCCAGGAAGAAGGGGUGCUGCAGGCACUGGACUCGGACCGUGCUGCUGGGGCUGCUGACCGCUGCUUUGUGGGCUGGGCUGCUGAUUCUACUUCUCCUAUGGCACAAGGACACCACACAGAAUCUGAAACAGCUGGAAGAGAGAGCUGCCCGGAACGUCUCUCAAGUUUCCAAGUACUUUGAAAGAUACCAGGGUGACCAGAUGGCGCAGAAAUCCCAGGCCACGGAGAUUUCACAGAGCCUGGAGGAACUUCGAGCUGAACAGCAGAGAAUGAAUUCUCGGGACUCUGAGCUGCACCAGAACCUGAAUGGACUUGAAGCAGAUCUGAGCAGCUUCAAGUCCCAGGAAUUGAAUGAGAGGCACACAGCUUCGGAUUUGCUGGGAAGGCUCUGGCAGGAAGUGAGGAAGCUGCAGACGGAGCUGCAGGUGUCCAGAGGCUUUGUGUGCAACACGUGCCCGGAAAACUGGGUCAGUUUCCAACAGAAGUGCUACUACUUCGGCAAGGGCACCAAGCAGUGGGUCCACGCCCGGUACGCCUGCGAAGACGUGGAAGGGCAGCUGGUCAGCAUCCACAGCCAAGAGGAGCAGGACUUCCUGAUCAAGCACGCCAGCCGCACAGGCUCUUGGAUUGGCCUUCGGAACUUGGACCUGAAGGGGGAGUUUAUCUGGAUGGAUGGGACCCCUGUGGACUACAGCAACUGGGCUCCAGAGGAGCCUACCAACCGGAACCAGGGCGAAGACUGUGUGAUGAUGCGGGGCUCUGGAGACUGGAACGACAUCUACUGUGACCGUAAGCUGGGCGCCUGGGUGUGCGAUCGGCUGGCCACGUGCGUGCCGCCAGCCAGGGAAGGUUCCGCGGAGCCCCCGGAACCAGGACCUGAUUCAGAACCAGGCCAGGACGACCGCCUGCCUAUCCCCUCUGCCCUUCUCCACCCUUGAGCAUGGACCCAGCCAGCCCAGGGUGAAACCCUGAAGACCCCCAGCCACAGCCUGGAUGCCUCUUUGUGGCUGAAAGGUCCCCGUGACAUUUCCUCCCACCCAAAGGGGGGCAGCUGACACAUCCCGGCUCCUCUGCAGCCCCUGCCUCCCCAGAAGUGCCCCUCAACAGCACCCUGUCCAGAUGGGAGUAUUCCCAACACCACCCUCUCCAGAUGUACCCCCAUGUCCUCAGCACCCCAGGACCUGAGCACCCCCAGCUCAGGUGGCGAGUCCUCCUGUCCAGCUGGCAUCAGUAAAAUGCAAUAAUGCCCCCCC
Saimiri boliviensis boliviensis (Bolivian squirrel monkey) is the source of this 1546-nucleotide messenger RNA. The record is from RefSeq and is a predicted model, not a curated record. Lineage: Eukaryota; Metazoa; Chordata; Mammalia; Primates; Cebidae.